This is a messenger RNA of Saccharomyces kudriavzevii IFO 1802, 1143 nucleotides long. RefSeq names its product multifunctional nuclease RAD27 (gene RAD27). The transcript has a single exon. The record is from RefSeq and is a predicted model, not a curated record. NCBI's taxonomy places the organism in Eukaryota, Fungi, Ascomycota, Saccharomycetes, Saccharomycetales, Saccharomycetaceae. Gene Ontology annotation, cellular component: nucleus; cytoplasm. Gene Ontology annotation, molecular function: DNA binding; 5'-flap endonuclease activity; 5'-3' exonuclease activity. Bases 1 to 1143 code for a protein of 380 amino acids.
AUGGGUAUUAAAGGUUUGAAUGCAAUCAUAUCGGAGCAUGUGCCUUCUGCUAUCCGGAAAAGCGACAUCAAGAGCUUCUUCGGCAGAAAAGUGGCCAUCGAUGCCUCGAUGUCCCUGUACCAAUUUUUGAUUGCCGUUAGACAGCAAGACGGUGGACAAUUGACCAACGAGGCUGGCGAAACCACCUCGCACUUGAUGGGUAUGUUCUACAGGACGCUGAGGAUGAUCGAUAAUGGUAUCAAGCCCUGCUAUGUCUUCGAUGGUAAGCCUCCAGAGAUGAAAUCUCAUGAGUUGACUAAGCGGUCUUCGAGAAGAGAGGAAACUGAAAAAAAAUUGGCAGAGGCGACCACGGAACUGGAAAAAAUGAAGCAAGAAAGAAGGCUGGUCAAGGUCUCUAAAGAGCAUAACGAAGAAGCUCAAAAGCUACUGGGUUUAAUGGGCGUCCCGUAUAUAAUAGCGCCAACGGAAGCUGAAGCUCAAUGCGCAGAAUUGGCAAAAAAAGGCAAGGUUUACGCCGCUGCAAGUGAAGAUAUGGACACUCUUUGUUACAGAACACCUUUUUUACUGAGACAUUUAACAUUUUCAGAGGCCAAAAAAGAGCCGAUUCACGAAAUAGAUACAGAAUUGGUUCUAAGAGGCCUCGAUUUGACCAUAGAACAGUUUGUCGACCUUUGCAUAAUGCUUGGUUGCGACUACUGUGAGAGCAUUAGAGGUGUCGGCCCAGUGACCGCCUUGAAAUUGAUGAGAACCCAUGGGUCAAUCGAGAAAAUUAUAGAAUUCAUCGAAUCUGAGGAGUCAAGUAACACCAAGUGGAAAAUUCCGGAUGACUGGCCCUACAAGCAGGCAAGAAUGUUAUUUCUUGACCCCGAAGUGAUUGAUGGCAACGAGAUAGACUUGAAAUGGUCACCGCCGAAAGAAAAGGAACUAAUCGAAUAUCUAUGCAAUGAGAAGAAAUUUAGUGAAGAAAGAGUUAAAUCCGGUAUAGCAAGAUUGAAAAAAGGGUUGAAAUCAGGCAUUCAGGGUAGACUAGAUGGGUUCUUCCAAGUGGUGCCCAAAACGAAGGAACAGUUAGCUGCUGCGGCUAAGAGGGCUCAAGAAAACAAAAAGUCAAGUAAAAAUAAAAGGAAGGUCACAAAGAGGUAG